AUGUCAAAUACAGUCGACGAUAAAGACAAUGACAUUUCGUCAAAAGAUAAUUCACAAGAUGAAUUGUGUGAUAGAAUAACUCUCCAAGAACUUCCAAUAGAGAUAUUUCUCCACAUAUGUUCAUUCCUGGAUGCAUCAACGCUGGUUCAUCGUUUGGGGAUGACAUGCAAGCAGUUUUAUAAUAUUUUACAUGAUGAUUCAUUAUGGAAAGCUAGGAUCAGUCGUGUGUGGCCAAACUCACGGUUUCCAAUUUUACCUCCUGAUGAAAAUGAUAAAUUAUUUUGGAAAUUGUCAUGUGUCGCUGUUGAACGUCAAUCGUAUUUAUGGAGAAAUAGUGGUCAAAUUUGCAUUUCUUCUGGACGUGACAGAUCGUUGAUAUGCUGGAGGCUGAAAUCUGCUGAGCAUGAAGAGAAAAUUCAAAUGCAUCAAAGCUUCGGGCAUGAUGGAUGGAUCCGCGAUAUAACAUUAAUGCAUAAUAAACUUUACAGCUGCAGUUGGGAUCAGAGAGUUAUAGAAUGGGGUGUAUCAAACGUUGACAUUAAUUUUGUAAAUAAAAUUGAAUUAUUCAGAGAUAAAACGAGUGCAUUGCUGUGUAUCGCUUCGAACCCAGAGCUUAAUUUAUUAGCAACAGGGUCGUUUACUAAAACGAUUUCUGUGUUAGAUCCGCGAAAGCAAUCGCCUCUCGUUAAUGAAUAUCAAGCUCAUCAAGGGCCUGUACUUAAAGUUAAGAUGAACUCUCAGUACAUUGUAUCAGCAAGUGAAGACAAGCGUAUAACUAUUUGGGAUCAACGAGCUCAAAAAAUACUCAAAAAAAUAAUGAUUUCAAAAGAGUCAUUCCCAAUGAGUAUGUUUAUGUACAAAGACACUGUGUAUAUUGGAGAUAGCGCUGCUAAUAUUCAUAUAUUAGAUAUAUACAAGGAAUUUGAUAUUAUUCGAACUUACGAGACUGAACAUACUAAAGGAAUUACGGGCAUUCAUGUCACACCGGGAAGUAUUUUAACCAGUUCAUUAGACUCAACUGUUAGAAUUUCAAGUCCGACUGAUCCACCUCGACAAUUCACCAUCUUACAAUCUCGUCAUGGUGAUAUCGCUGGGAUGGAAUACCAGAACGAAGUACUUGCCGUAUGUGGUGAUAGCGCAAUCCAAAUAUGGAGACCUACGACUGAACAUGCCUGCUAA
Molecule: messenger RNA, 1179 nt
Organism: Cotesia congregata
Lineage: Eukaryota; Metazoa; Arthropoda; Insecta; Hymenoptera; Braconidae
Source: the annotation of a GenBank genome assembly